UUGGACAGUUGGACACGCUGGACGCGGAGCAGGACCCACGCAGGAGGCACAAACCGGACACCGUGUUCUUCAUUUGCGGCUUUAACACGAUGGAGCCAGCCUUCGGUGAGGUGAACCAACUCGGCGGUGUUUUCGUGAACGGCAGGCCGCUCCCCAACGCGAUCCGGCUCCGGAUAGUGGAGCUGGCCCAGCUGGGGAUUCGACCCUGUGACAUCAGCAGGCAGCUGCGCGUCUCCCACGGCUGCGUCAGCAAGAUCCUGGCCCGCUACAACGAGACCGGCUCCAUCCUCCCAGGGGCCAUCGGAGGCAGCAAGCCGCGGGUCACCACACCCACCGUGGUCAAACACAUACGGACAUACAAGCAGAGAGACCCGGGGAUUUUUGCCUGGGAGAUCCGGGACAGGCUACUCGCCGACGGGGUUUGCGACAAGUUCAAUCUGCCGUCAGUCAGCUCCAUCAGUCGGAUCCUGCGCAACAAGAUCGGGAAUCUGUCCCAGCAGAGCCAGUAUGAGUCGGGCAAGCAGGCGCCUCAUCCACCGCCACAACCCACGAUACCCUACAACCACUUAUACUCAUACCCGACAUCUAAAGUGCCCACUCCCCCUGGCAUGCCCACUCUUCCCGGACACAUGGCCAUGCACAGGAUAUGGCCUUCCUCGCAUUCUGUCACAGAUAUUCUGGGGAUACGGUCUAUCACAGAGCAACAAAUUAGUGACAGUCCAUCCUUUCCCAGCACCAAACUAGAAGAAUGGAGCGCUAUAAACAGGAGUAAUUUCCCAGCAGUCAGUGGCGUGGAUAAACCGCAUUUAGAACCUGAAGCAAAAUACACACAGACGCUGAAUGGAUUGCCCACAGUGAACAGCUAUGUCACAGCACCCAGCAUCCAUCCCUACCACCCUCCCACCACCCAAGUGUCACCCUACAUGGGGUACAGCGGCACCACGUCGGCCUAUGUGACCGGUCCCACAUGGCAGCCGGCCAGUGGCAGUGCUCUAUCUCCCCACAACUGUGACAUCGCCACCCCUCUGGCCUUCAAGGGCAUGACAGCCAACCGUGACGCCAUCCACCCAGUCACCGCCUCGGCGCUGUGA
Centropristis striata (black sea bass) is the source of this 1091-nucleotide messenger RNA. It is a transcript of the gene pax9, whose product is annotated as paired box 9. The record is from RefSeq and is a predicted model, not a curated record. The coding region runs from base 90 to 1091 and encodes 333 amino acids. Gene Ontology annotation, molecular function: RNA polymerase II cis-regulatory region sequence-specific DNA binding; DNA-binding transcription factor activity, RNA polymerase II-specific. The transcript is spliced from 4 exons. Gene Ontology annotation, biological process: regulation of transcription by RNA polymerase II; anatomical structure development. NCBI's taxonomy places the organism in Eukaryota, Metazoa, Chordata, Actinopteri, Perciformes, Serranidae.